This is a messenger RNA of Saitoella complicata NRRL Y-17804, 819 nucleotides long. RefSeq lists its product as uncharacterized. Gene Ontology annotation, cellular component: G protein-coupled receptor homodimeric complex; membrane. The record is from RefSeq and is a predicted model, not a curated record. Gene Ontology annotation, molecular function: mating-type factor pheromone receptor activity; pheromone binding. The annotation marks the transcript as partial. NCBI's taxonomy places the organism in Eukaryota, Fungi, Ascomycota, Saitoellomycetes, Saitoellales, Saitoellaceae. The transcript has a single exon. Gene Ontology annotation, biological process: G protein-coupled receptor signaling pathway.
AUCACCUACGCUCUCUCCGACAUCGACUCCUUCGAGCAAGGACGUGUAAACAACUGUGCCAUCUUCGCCGCACAAGUCGGCAUGUGUGGGAUGCUCGCCCUGGUCCUCAUGAUGGUCACCAAGCCCGAGAAGAGGAGGACGCCAUUGUUCUUGGUCAACAUGGCAUCACUCUUCGUCAACUGUCUCCGCAACAUUCUCCAGAUCUGUUACUGGACUGGUCCUUUCCUGAGUGUUCCGCUUAACUUUGCGGGCGAUUUCUCGCAUGUUACGAAAGCUGCAUACAACGUCUCGAAAUCUGCUGCGAUUGUUCAGGUCUUCUUGGUGGCAUUCAUUCAGGUUUCGCUGAUUAUGCAGGUUCGCGUGGUGUACUCGUCCCAGAAGACGCUGAACUACAUCAUGACUCCAGUCUCCUGUGUCCUCUCCGCUACCGUCGUCGUCUUCUGGGCUUCCGCUGCUGCUUUCAACGUCCGUCAAAUCGACGGAAACGAGAUCACCGACGUCACCUGGGUUUUCCGCGCUUCUCGUAUCCUCGCCACGGUCUCCAUCUGUUUCUUCUGCGCUAUCUUCUCCAGCAAGUUGUUCACCACCAUCCGCACUCGUCGCAGACUCGGGUUGAAGCAGUUCGGACCCAUGCAGGUUAUCUUCAUCAUGGGUCUCCAGACUCUCUUUAUUCCUAUGAUUCUCACCAUCACCGAUAUCUGGGUUACGCUCUCUUCCCUCGCUACCUUCACCACUACCGUCGUCGUUAUCUCUCUUCCCUUGUCCUCCAUGUGGGCCACCGUCGAGGCCGAGAAGCUCAGGCCUUCCGUUAUGCCUACC